This is a messenger RNA of Pelodiscus sinensis (Chinese soft-shelled turtle), 3494 nucleotides long. RefSeq names its product cofilin 2 (gene CFL2). Gene Ontology annotation, cellular component: actin cytoskeleton. Lineage: Eukaryota; Metazoa; Chordata; Testudines; Trionychidae. The record is from RefSeq and is a predicted model, not a curated record. Gene Ontology annotation, molecular function: actin binding. Gene Ontology annotation, biological process: actin filament depolymerization.
GGUAGGGAGGGGCCCCAGGGCGUGGGGGUGGCAGAGACGCUGCUGCCCUGGCUCGGGCCGCGCGCGUAGGGGCCCAGCCCCCCUUGCGGAGCGGGCUGGGAGGGUCGCCGCGGCACGUGGUGGCGAAGGCCGCGCCCAUGUGACUCGUCCCCGCCCGCCUCGCCCCAGCCCCGCGCUCGCUGCAUCCCAGCCGUGCAGGCAGCCGCCGCCGCCACAGGGACCCGGCACCAUGGCUUCUGGAGUGGCAGUGAAUGAUGAAGUUAUAAAGGUUUUUAAUGACAUGAAAGUAAGGAAAUCUUCAACCUCAGAAGAGAUUAAAAAAAGAAAGAAAGCAGUUCUUUUCUGCUUAAGUGAUGACAAAAAACAGAUAAUUGUAGAGGAAGCAAAGCAGAUAUUAGUUGGUGAUAUUGGUGAUACUGUGGAGGACCCCUACACAUCCUUUGUGAAGUUGUUACCUUUAAAUGAUUGCCGAUAUGCUUUGUAUGAUGCCACAUAUGAGACAAAGGAGUCUAAGAAAGAAGACCUGGUAUUUAUAUUCUGGGCUCCAGAAAGUGCACCUUUAAAAAGCAAGAUGAUCUACGCAAGCUCUAAAGAUGCCAUUAAAAAAAAAUUUACAGGUAUUAAACAUGAGUGGCAAGUAAAUGGUUUGGACGAUAUUAAGGACCGUUCAACGCUUGGAGAGAAAUUGGGAGGCAAUGUGGUAGUUUCACUUGAAGGAAAACCCUUAUAGAAAGACAGACAAGUGCCAUCUUGGAUCUAAGGAGCUUCCAUUUUUGCAGCUCGUUCAAUUGGAAUAGUAUAACUCCUGUUCCUCCCCCCACCCCCUCCAAAAAAAAAUUCACCUUUCUACAGACCUGAAGGAGAUGUCAUUAAAUUAAACUGUCUACCAGUGAUUGCCAUUAGAUUCUUUAAUCCUGGUAGUUUUAUAUAGACCCCAAGGAAUGCCUUCAUGUCACACUCUUAGCCAAAACUGACAUUGCGUGCAUUCCUUGCAACUUGUCCAAUGAAUGUGAUAGUUAAUGUGAAUAGUCUAGCAAACAGCAAAGGGUAAGCUAAUUAAAUGCCUUGAAAGUAUUGUCCACUGGUCAGAUGGUAGACUCUAUUCAGUAUUACUUACAGUUGCACUUGAUUGCAGUUCCAUGAGGCUCUUGUGCAUUCAUACACCUCACCUGCCUUGACAAGCCUAUUUUUGUGACAUGGCAGCACACAACACUAUGCAUUUAAAGCACUUUUUUUGUAAUAUUUUUCCCCCCUCCCCCCAAGAAAUGCCAAUUAAGUUGCUUGUACCUGUGUCAUCAACUGGUUGUAGUACCUCGGUUUUCAUUCCUGUUACAUGCAUAUCUUUAUAAAUGAAAUAACUGUUCUGAUGCCUUUUGUUUUCCGUUGAAUGUAUGCUACUGAACAGGAGUAGGAGUUAUGUUUAGCACGUCAGUCUUGGAACACUAAAGUUGUUUUGUAAAACAUCAGUCAUGAUGGCAGUUACUGUGUAAAAAAAGAGCCUUAAAUGGAACACUGUUUUUGAGAUAUAAAAAAAAUGGCCACGUUGCAAUAAAACUUGUGGCUUAUUACAGAAUGUUGCCUUGUUUUCAUUGGAAAAUGUAGUUUGAAGUAUGUUUAAAUUAAGCAUAUUUUGAAUAACUUAACUUCUGUGGAAAGUAUUGUAAAGGUAAACAAUCAUUAAUCUUAGCUUCAGUAACAGUUUUUCUGCCCUAGUCAUAAUGUAGACAUUGCUUUACAGUAAUUUAACUGUUGUGUCCUAUUGGAUAAAGGACCUUAUCCAAGUUUAUAACUAUUUAAUAAACAAGCUGCCAUUGUUAGGGAGUGUUUGAUCCAUAUCUCAUUUGUGUCUGAAGUUUACAAUAUAGGACUUUGUUAUCCAUGCAGUGUGUUUAUUUACCUGAAUUCUCCUACAGUUCUACAUGCUAGAAACAUGCGGUUGUUAAAAUUGUUUCCAAUCUGAUGUGUAAUGGCAGAGAGACCUUACCUUCACAGAAGUGAAUUACAGCAUUUAAACAGUUAAAUCUUUGAUUCUGAAAAUGGUGCAGGAAAACUGUCUCUGUGAAAGAAAUAUCCCAAAUGAAUGGUUCUACUUGUUAACUUCUGUGCAAAAAGAACUGGAAAGUGUUUUCCACUACUAAAUCUUGCGUCAGGAACAUGAUUUGGCAAAAAGCCAAAUACUGCUCUCCUUAUAGAGAAUUUGAUCUGCUCAGUGUGAGCAAUCCUCCCUUAGCCAGAGCUAUUUAUGGCUAACGCAUGCUUUUGGAUCUUGUCAUCGUUAUCCACAAAUGGCAAAACUAGACAUGAUUUUACUGGUAUGCUCAAAGGAACUUUGUUAGGCAGCCAAUCACAGCUAAAAUGUACAUGCUACUAGAAGAAAUACUUUUAUCAUUACCUUAUUUUAAAAAGUCAGAAUUUUUAAAUGUUGAGUAUUUAUUUUCAGUCUCAAAAGCAGAACAAAUAAUGGCAAACACCUUUGUAAACUGAAUAACCAAGCAAUGCUGUAGUCUGGAUCUUCUGUACUGUACAACUUUAAAACUUUGUCAGCUUUCCAGCUGACCCUAUAACUUACACAUUUCAUGUAUGCUAAAUUCUACUACAGUGCAGUUUAACAAAGCAUGCUGACCGUUGACUUGUUAAAUGAGUUAAUGAAUUUAAUUUUUUGUACUACAAAACACUCAAGUAUCUUUCACUGAAGUUGGAAAAAAACCUAAUCUACAUGGGAGUUGUCUACAACGAUCUUUGUUGAUUUCUUAAAUCUUGUGCAUGGAGCCUAGCUAAUAUUAGAAUCUAAUUUGUGCUUAAAAUACAGUACUGUAAUGAACAUUGCAACACCAUGUUCUAUGCCACAAAUUAUCUAUAUAUUGUAAUCAAAUCCAUUUAUAUAAGCAACUUAGACAUCUUCAAAACAAUUCAUAAUUAUGUUAUAUUUUAAUUGAAAUUCCUUUUUAGCCAGCAAUUUAAAGAAGUACUCUGUCUAAAUUUACAUUAUCCUCUGCUACUCAAUGUCUCUAGAGUUUGCAAAUAGUCUUGGAAGAAUGUCUAUGGCUUCUUCUAAAUGGAAUAUUAGGGGAUAUAGGUUUUUUUAAAGCAAACUAAAAUACAUAUAAAAUCUAAGUGUUUAUAUAAAGUCCAGAGCCCUGAACUAAAAUAACUUUUGUAUUAAAGAUGUUAAUUAGUUCUUGAAACAGUACUGAACGAUGUGAAAUCCAAAUUAGCAUAUAGAUACCCUGCCUUUAAAAACAGUGCUACAGAACCACUGCUGAUUGAAUUCUAAAACAAAUGAAAGACAACUGGCAUCUGUUCCAGACUUGUUUGUCAGCUGUUGUUUUCUGUCACAGUUCAAAAUGGGAAAGGCCUCAUUGUGAUUUAGAAGUGAAGGAAAAGCCUCUCAAUCUAAAUAUCUUCUUCUGUAUCUCUCUGGUCUAUGUGACUUUUGGGUAUCUUGGCUUUGGUUAAUUUAUUGAUAAAGGAAUGUUAAAUAAAAGUUUUCGAGA